GCUUCAUGGAGCCGAUUCGUGUGUGGAGUGAGUGAUCAGUUAUAGGCAAGCUAGUUCGCGGAUAUAAAGGAUUUCGUUUUGUGUACAACUGUGGAAGCCUUUUUGGAACAUGGUGCCGAGGCACUGGUAGAGGUAAACGCGAAAGGAAGAAGACGUCUACAGCCCCAAUUGGACUUACCACUCAUUGCCGGACAAAUGGUCAUGCCAGAAGUCAAUUUGACUAAGCGUGCUAGUUAACAGCUUAGUUUCUCAUCGACCAAUCAAAGCACCCCAAGGCUUGAUAUCAUCGCUGACUGCUUGUCCCCCUGUCAUUAUUGCGGACUCUGGACAAAUGACGUCAACCGCUGCGUACUUCAACGCCACCGUCGGCAGUAACAACACGCUGUCAGACAUGGGGGCUAACGCUUCUGAAGAAGUACCGACGGGCCUGCAGUUGUGGAGUUCAUGGUACCAACCCAUCCAUGGAUAUGCUGCCCCUUUAGUGUGCAUCUUCGGAGUUGUGGCAAAUGCUUUGAACUUUUUUGUUUUGACAAGCAAAAAUAUGCUAUCACCGACUAACGUUAUUCUUUCGGGGUUGGCCGUGUCAGAUGGACUGACAAUGGCAGCCUACUUCCCAUAUGCCAUACUUAACUACCACAUGUUUGCUACCCGUCCGUCCCCGUUAGCAAACGCCCGUUUUCUUUUGUUCUACGCCAUUUUCAGCGUCGUCGUUCACUCUAUUUCAAUAUGGCUGACGGUUUCACUGGCACUCUUUCGUUACAUAUUCAUACGCAAUCCUCGACACGGAGCCAAAUUGUGUAGUAUUCAGAGAGCCAAGCUGACAAUUGUGAUCGUAUCGGUAGUGACGACGAUUGCAUGUAUACCGAACAGCGUGUCCUACGAGUUCACCACGUAUGUGGAGAACAACGUUACGUCUUGGUACAUCGAUGUGAAGAAGGACACUCCUGCCUCAGUGUUCAUCAAGAACCUCAAUUUCUGGACACAAGCCCUCUUGGUAAAACUACUACCGUGUUUUCUGUUGACAAUACUAAGCGUGUGUUUGAUUAAGACAAUGAAGGAUGCGGAGAAGAGGAGGAAGAAGCUAUUGAAUAAGACCAAGAAAGCUGAUGACGACAACAAACGGCAAGGGAAAACCAACAGAACGACACGCAUGCUUCUCAUUGUCGUUGCAUUGUUUCUGUUGACUGAGAUUCCUCAAGGAAUCCUUCAACUGCUCAGUGGAGUCAUCGAUGGGUUUUUCAGAGAGGUGUACAGCCCGCUAGGGGAUUUAAUGGAUAUUCUCGCUCUCAUCAACAAUGGAAUAAACUUUGUCCUGUACUGUACAAUGAGCAAACAGUUCAGAGAUACGUUCAUUAAAAUAUUUCUAAAGGACAUACUGAAGGGAGGCGAGAAAAGGACGGCUCUUGUGCAAACCCAGGCUACACGGGACUCUGAUGUCUGA
Messenger RNA from Haliotis rubra (blacklip abalone), 1441 nucleotides. Its product is annotated as G-protein coupled receptor dmsr-1-like. The transcript has 2 exons. Gene Ontology annotation, molecular function: G protein-coupled peptide receptor activity. The record is from RefSeq and is a predicted model, not a curated record. Gene Ontology annotation, cellular component: membrane. Gene Ontology annotation, biological process: G protein-coupled receptor signaling pathway. NCBI's taxonomy places the organism in Eukaryota, Metazoa, Mollusca, Gastropoda, Lepetellida, Haliotidae. The coding region runs from base 332 to 1441 and encodes 369 amino acids.